AUGGAGGAAUAUGUUGACCUGCUCCCCUACAACACAUUUCACAUUUCAUCGACAACUCGAUACUUUGUCCGUGUGCGGUGUCCGGAUCAGCUAGAGGCAUUGGUGCACUCGCCCAUAUUUCAGACUCGACCCCAUCUCGUCCUUGGUGGUGGUAGUAAUAUUCUAUUCGCCAAUGAUACAUACGAGGGCAUCGUACUGAAAAACGAAAUCAGCGGGAUAGAAAUCGUCUCUCAGGACGAGAAGCACACAGCACUUCGUGUUGGUAGCGGGGUCGCUUGGACAGCACUGGUCUCAUACUGCCUCGACCAUGGCCUCGGGGGACUUGAAAAUCUGGCCCUCAUCCCAGGUACCGUGGGCGCAGCACCAAUACAGAAUAUCGGUGCGUACGGUGUGGAAUUCAGCAAUGUGCUGGAAAGUCUAUGCGCGAUCGAUUUGACUACUGGAGCCAGACGACAAAUGUCCAAUGCCGAGUGUCAGUUCAGCUAUAGGGACAGUGUGUUUAAACGUACUUUACAAGACGUCUUCAUUGCCAGUGUUACCGUCAGGCUCAGCAAUCCUAGCAACCAUCGAUUGAAUACGACAUAUGGCUCAAUUCGACGCAUUCUGGAAGAUCGGGGAGUGCAAGUCCUCACGAUCCAGUCAGUCGCAGAAGCUGUGUGUCUGCUACGCAGGAGCAAGUUGCCUGAUCCAGAUUUGCUCGGAAAUGCGGGCAGUUUCUUCAAGAACGCAGUCAUCGACCAGCUUGCGUACAACGCUCUGCAGGCUGUUCACCCAGCGAUCUCUGUGUUUUCGAGGGCAGACGGCUCGAAAGUCAUCCCAGCAGCUUGGCUGAUUGAGAGAUGCGGCUGGAAGGGCAGGAGGAUCGGCCCCGUGGGAGUGUAUGACCAGCAUGCUCUCGUUGUAGCAAACUACAGCAGCGUGAAUGGCUUUGAUGUCCUGCAGUUUGCCAGUCGAAUUCGGGAGGAUGUUAUGGACCGAUUUGGCAUAUGGCUUGAGUUCGAAGUAAGGAUCGUCACGUAA
Messenger RNA from Aspergillus viridinutans, 1020 nucleotides. RefSeq names its product putative UDP-N-acetylmuramate dehydrogenase. Gene Ontology annotation, biological process: cell wall organization. The transcript has a single exon. The record is from RefSeq and is a predicted model, not a curated record. Gene Ontology annotation, molecular function: FAD binding; UDP-N-acetylmuramate dehydrogenase activity. Bases 1 to 1020 code for a protein of 339 amino acids. Gene Ontology annotation, cellular component: cytosol. Lineage: Eukaryota; Fungi; Ascomycota; Eurotiomycetes; Eurotiales; Aspergillaceae.